AUGUACGACAACAAGACGUACAAGACGUACGACAACAAGUCGUACAAGAUGUACGACAACAAGACGUACAAGAUGUACGACAACAAGACGUACAAGACGUACGACAACGAGACGUACAAGACGUACGACAACAAGACGUACAAGAUGUACGACAACGAGACGUACAAGACGUACGACAACAAGACGUACAAGAUGUACGAUAACGAGACGUACAAGACGUACGACAACAAGACGUACAAGAUGUACGACAACGAGACGUACAAGACACGUACGACAACAGACGUACAAGAUGUACGACAACGAGGACAAGACGACGACGACAAGACGUACAAGAAGUACGACAACGAGACGUACAAGACGUACGAUAACGAGACGAACAAGAUGUACGAUAACGAGACGAACAAGACGUACGACAACGAGACGUACAAGAAGUACGACAACGAGACGUACAAGACGUACAACAACGAAACGUACAAGACGUACGACAGCAAGACGUACAAGACGUACGACAACGAGACGUACAAGAUGUACGACAACAAACGUACAAGACACGUACGACAACAAGACGUACAAGAUGUACGACAACAGACGAACAAGACGUACGACAACAAGUCGUACAAGAUGUACGACAACAAGACGUACAAGAUGUACGACAACAAGACGUACAAGACGUACGACAACGAGACGUACAAGACGUACGACAACAAGACGUACAAGAUGUACGACAACGAGACGUACAAGACGUACGACAACAAGACGUACAAGACGUACGACAACGAGACGUACAAGAUGUACGACAACGAGACGUACAAGACGUACGACAACGAGACGUACAAGAAGUACGACAACGAGACGUACAAGACGUACGAUAACGAGACGAACAAGACGUACGACAACGAGACGAAUAAGAUGUACGAUAACGAGACGUACAAGACACGAGACAACGACGUACGACAACAAGACGUACAAGACACGUACGACAACAAGACGUACAAGAUGUACGACAACAAGACGUACAAGACGUACAAGAUGUACGACAACGAGACGUACAAGACGUACGAUAACGAGACGUACAAGAUGUACGACAACGAGACGUACAAGAUGUACGACAACGAGACGUACAAGACGUACGACAACGAGACGUACAAGAUGUACGACAACGAGACGUACAAGACGUACGACAACAAGACGUACAAGACGUACGACAACGAGACGUACAAGAUGUACGACAACAAGACGUACAAGACGUACGACAACGAGACGUACAAGACGUACGACAACGAGACGUACAAGAUGUACGACAACAAGACGUACAAGACGUUGUUAUUGGUCGGUUAG
Molecule: messenger RNA, 1338 nt
Organism: Xenia sp. Carnegie-2017
Lineage: Eukaryota; Metazoa; Cnidaria; Anthozoa; Malacalcyonacea; Xeniidae
Exons: 6
Coding region: 1-1338 (445 amino acids)
Source: RefSeq, a predicted model, not a curated record